Messenger RNA from Pistacia vera, 1558 nucleotides. RefSeq names its product F-box protein At2g39490-like. The transcript is spliced from 4 exons. Bases 9 to 1400 code for a protein of 463 amino acids. NCBI's taxonomy places the organism in Eukaryota, Viridiplantae, Streptophyta, Magnoliopsida, Sapindales, Anacardiaceae. Gene Ontology annotation, molecular function: protein binding. The record is from RefSeq and is a predicted model, not a curated record.
AAUCAAACAUGGGAAAGAAAGAGAAAAGGAAAAAUAAGAAUCGAACUUCUCAUCCAAGCUGUAGCACAAGCACAACUCCUGAGGAUACAACCAAUUUGAUACCUGAAGGUGAAACGCCUGAUCUAAUCAGCUGUUUGCCGGAUGAAAUUCUUUGCUUCAUCACUUCCUUGCUCCAUUUCAAAUCUGCUGUUAAAACCAGUUUACUUUCGUCCCGAUGGAAAGACCUCUGGAAGAUGGGUUUGGUAGGAGAAGGAACAAUAGCUGAUGCUAUUGUUGCUGUUUCUAAAUUUCUGAAUGAUUUUGAUAGGCUACAUCGAAAAAGGAAUAUCCGAGGCCUUCAAUUAAGCUUUGACAAAACCAAUAUCCUCUUAGCUUCUGUUUCACCUGAUAAUAAUAAGCUUCAUCUUGAUUUCUCAACUGGCAAACAAGAAUUUCCUAGGCAAUUUGGAUGGCAGUUGGACCUGAAUGGCCUAAACGCUACUCGCCAACCAUCUCCCUCUAAUUUCUUUGUCAAAACUCUUUAUCUGCUCUCAGUAAAUCACCACACCAGUGAGGCAGUGUCGUAUCUAGUUUCAGAUUUUCCUUUUCUUGAAAGUUUAACCAUUGCAAAAUGCAAAGGCUUACGAUCUUUAUGCAUUGAUGCUAGUUCAAGGCUUCGAAACUUGGCUGUCUUUGAUUGUCCACAAUUAAAGUCUUUUUACAUUUGUGAAGCUUCCAAGCUUAAAUCUUUUCGGUAUCGAGGACUACUCCCUUGGUUUCAUUUCGAUCUUAAUUUGGACUUGGUAGAUGCCAUGCUUGAUUUCAGAAAAGGUCCUGGAUAUAGCUUCAAGAGUGGUUUCUUUAACUCAAUCCUACAUGGCAUAGAAUGUGUUGAAACUCUUACAAUAUGUAGAUGGACCUUUGAGAAAUUGAUUCAUCCAUUAAUCGUAUCAACAACGGGUUACCUUGAUUUCUAUAUCUUUGAAUUUGAAGACUUGAAAGAGUUAUGGUGGAUUGAUUACGAGGAGGACGAAAGAUUCAACAGUGAUGUCUUGAUCUCUGUCCUGAAACUUUGUCCUGUUUUACAGACACUCUCUGUAACUAUUGAUUCUAAAAGUGAUAAUGUGCCAAGCACAGCUAAAAUCUCAACUAAAGCCAUUGGACAUGAAAAACUGGAACAUCUCAAGGCUGUUAAAUUGGAGGGGUUCACUAAUCAAGAACACGAGAUCUCACUGGCAAAGAAGUUGAAAGAGGAAUUCUCUGUGGAGCCAAAAGUUGUAGCAAAAUCACAGGGUGAGAACUGCUGGCGAAGUUUAACCAAAGUAUUCGACUUGCAGGAAAAUAGUUUUUCUUACGAGUUUGCGGAAAAAAGGAGUCACAUUAAUUGGUUAUGCCCAAUGCAUCCCCAUAUGAGUUUAUAGCUAUGAAACUUGAUGAAUCUCAGUUUUGUAAGUUCGAUAUAAAAAAUUUGUCACAAAACUCAAAUAAUCUCAGUUUCGUAAUUUAUGCUUGAACAGAAGGGUUUGAUUUAUGAAAAGUUAAAAAGAGUUUGUUUAUGUGGGCAAGUCAAUUGGGAAUU